GUCUCCAUCGCGCGCCCAGGUGCGCCGGCAGAGCCAUUCCCCGCCCUUGCGCGUCCAGAUCCGAGAUAUUUCCAGCGGAGUCUGGCCCCCGAGGGCGAGCGCACCCACCUGAGCCGGCCCUCGGCUAGCUCCCACCCACCCACCUACCUACCCACCCACCUACCUGCCUGUCUUUUUGCUGGCAAGCAGCCCAGGGGUGGCACCGCCCGCCAGCACCCUCCUCCUCCUACACCUGCGUCUCACCAGACGCGGAAAAGUACAUUUCCCCUCUCCUCCAUCACCGCCCAAAACGAUCCGUGGGAAUUGUAGUUUAACCAAGUGCUGCGAAUUGUAGUUUUACCCCGGCUACAGUUCCGAGCAGCCUGGCUAAAGCGCAGCUCCCGGGGUUCUCUCUUGGCAAAGUAAUCAAAACGUUUUGCGCGAUGUCGGAACAGGGAGGAAGAGGUUCAGUUUGAAGUCGAGCCAGAAAAUAACAAAGAGGUCUACUAGUCGGUACCAAUCAGGUAUAGAAAAAUCGGGAAUUGUGGGCAGGAAGGUGGGAAUAUCUAAAUUAAUGGUUCUUCUAAUCCGAGUUAAAAACAAAAGAGGAAUGUAAGUGGGUAAAAUUGAUGCAGCCAAACAGUUUAUAGCGAGUAAUUGGAAAAAUGCAGAGGAGCUAGGGGUGAACCAGCGGAGGAAAAAACUGAAUAAUAUUAUAUUUUUAGAAUAUCUAGCUGUGAAGAUCCACAGAAUGAAAGGGUUUAAGGUCAGUGAGAAAGAGGAGGAUCGAUUUGAGAAGAUAUUGGAAUUAUUUGGGUAGGUUUGAACAAUUUGGGGCAAUUAAAAUGUUAAAAGUUAAAUCUUGUGGAGGGAGGAGUGUUAACGUAUAUAAAAUUGUACAUAUGGUUAUUUGAAUAUGUUAUUUUUGAUUAUGUAUACCCAAUGUAUCGACGCGGGUGGCGCUGUGGGUUAAACCACAGAGCCUAGAACUUGCCGAUCAGAAGGUCAGUGGUUCGAAUCCCCGCAACGGGGUGAGCUCCCGUUACUCAGUCCCUGCUCCUGCCAACCUAGCAGUUCGAAAGCACAUCAAAGUGCAAGUAGAUAAAUAGGUACCACUCCGACAGGAAGGUAAACGGCGUUUCCGUGCACUGCUCUGGUUCGCCAGAAGUGGCUUAGUCAUGCUGGCCACAUGACCCGGAAGCUGUCUGCAGACAAACACCGGCUCCCUCGGCCAAUAAAGCGAGAUGAGCGCCGCAACCCCAGAGUCGGUCACAUCUGGACCUAAUGGUCAGGGGUCCCUUUACCUUUACCUUUACCUUUACCCAAUAUAUCAGCCGCCUGGGGGAGGUUUCAAUGUUUGUGUUUGGUUGUUGGUAAAAAAUAAAAAUUUUAAACAUUAAAAAAAAACAACUAGUCUGUGCCAAUCAAAGUCAAAUGUUGGGAUUUCGCCAGCCGUGAAUUUAUUUCUUAAUAUUCGUCAGAAACAGCCACCACAGUGAGUCUCCCAGUGAGUAGGGAUUGGAACCCGGGUCUCUCCCCCAGGUCCUAGUCCAACGCUCUAACCACUACACAGCACUGCCCACUUUUUGCAGCGUGUGCAUGCUUUAAAUAUACCUAGAAUGAGCUGGGGGUCUUUCCACCUCCCCCCCCCCGCCAGUCUCAAUGGGAGCACUGGCUGCAGUAGCAGGAUCCUACCUCCUUAUCAAGUCAUUUUUCUCUUCCAAUGAAGGUCGUGAGGAGAUCAUCCCCCCUCUUUUCUUUCUCUCUCCCUCUCUCUGUUCGUCCUGCUGGAAAGCGGGGGGAUGGCAUCCCUUUUCGGGGACCCCCCCAACCCCAAGCCAGCCCCUGCCAAGCCUCUCACAGACCUGGAUUUCCGUUCCGGGGCACGCAUCGAAGAGAUCAACCAGCUCAUCCAAGAAUACGAGGCCAGGGACCCAGGCGUCCGGGACGCCCCGGAACUGCACCGUGCAAAGGAUAAGGUUUUCUCCCUGCUGGGUGAGUGGCUGGACCCAGGAAAGGGGGGAAGGUGUUUGGGAGAGGGGGACAGAGGGAGAGGGUCAGCCUGGGAAGGGAGCCCGUGUAGGAAAAAUCUGAUCCUAAACUUCUACUGCCUUGUGUAAACCCUACACAAAUAAUAAUAAUAAUAAUAAUAAUAAUAAUAAUAAUAAUAAUAAUUUAUUAUUUAUACCCCGCCCAUCUGGCUGAGUUUCCCCAGCCACUCUGGGCGGCUCCCAAUCAAGUGUUAAAAACAGUACAGCAUUAAAUAUUAAAAACUUCCCUGAACAGGGCUGCCUUCAGAUGUCUUUUAAAGAGAGGAUAGCUGCUUAUUUCCUUCACAUCUGAAGGGAGGGCGUUUCACAGGGUGGGCGUCACAACUGAGAAGGCCCUCUGCCUAUUUCCCUGCAACCUCACUUCUCGCAAUGAGGGAACCGCCAGAAGGCCCUUGGCGCUGGACCUCAGUGUCCAGGCUGGACGAUGGGGGUGGAGACGCUCCUUCAGGUCUACUGGGCCUUUGGGGCCGUUUAGGGCUUUCAAGGUCAGCACCAACACUUUGAAUUGUGCUCAGAAACGUCCUGGGAGCCAAUGUAGUCUUUGAGGACCGGUAUUAUAUGGUAUUCCAGUCCCCAGUCUAGCUGCCGCAUUCUGGAUUAAUUGCAGUUUCCGGGUCACCUUCAAAGGUAGCCCCACAUAGAGCGCAUGGCAGUAGUCCAAGCAGGAGAUAACCAGAGCAUGCUCCACUUUGGCCAGACAGUCUGUGGGCAGGGAGGGUUUCAUCCUGCGUACCAGAUGGAGCUGGUAGUAGAGUGGAGUCCCUGGGAUGGUUGGAUGAGGCCUUGUACAUCUCCUUCCGGCAACUCGUGCCAAACAUUUUGUUCUGCUUUCCUUUGGACCAUAUCAGUGAGACCGAGAGGGGGUUCAUGUCAUUUGGGCAGCCCUGCCCCCCCCCACUGUCUAGACUUGUGCCCCAGCAGUUUGACUUCACCCCCGGAGGCACACUCCAUUGUCUCUCAAGACAGAUGGAGGCCAACAGCAACAGCUGACCAGAACCAUCAUGGACAGAACCUCUUUGUUUCAAUUUCUGGGAAUGGCGUUGAGAGAUGACCUAACCUGGGGAGAAAACAGCAAAGACCUGAUGAAGAGAGCACAGCAGAGCUUAUAUUUUCUGAGAAUCCUCCGGAAAAAUAAUCUCUCAAAGGACCUGUUGAUGGCAUUUUACCAUUGCACUCUUGAGAGUGUAUUAACUUAUUGUCUGUGUGUGUGGUUUGGGAGCUGCACGGCCAGGGGGAAAACAAUGCUGUCCAGGGUUGUAAAGACUGCAGAGAGAAUAAUUGGGCGCACUCUUCCCACCUUAGAUCAAAUCUAUGCUGUCAGGUGCCAUAAGAAAGCUGCAGAGAUAGCGCAGGAUAGUGCGCACCCCGGAAAUGAUCUCUUUCAGCUUCUGCCUUCUGGAAGAAGGUCCAGGGUUAUAAAGACUUAGGACUAGCCGCCUGAGAAACAGUUUCUAUCGAAUGUGAUUGGUUUUAAACGCAGUGUAAGGUAGUCUCUGUGGGAGUAUAUUGUAUUUAAAAAUGGGGUAUCAGAGUUUUUAGGGGGCUAACCAGGCUGGGAUAGCAGGCUUGUUGGUUUUUGAAUGUCUGAUAUACAGUGGUACCUCGCAAGACGAAUGCCUCGCAAGAUGGAAAACUCGCAAAACGAAAGGGUUUUUUGUUUUUUGAGCUGCUUCGCAAGACGAUUUUCCCUAUGGGCUUGCUUCACAAGACGGAAACGUCUUGCAAGUUUGUUUCCUUUUUCUUAACACCGUUAAUACAGUUGUGACUUGACUUCGAGGAGCAACUCAUAGCACGCGGUGUGGUAGCCUUUUUUGAGGUUUUUGAUUUUUGAAGCUUUUCCAAAACUUUUCCGACACCGUGCUUCGCAAGACAAAAAAAAACGCAAGACGACAAAACUCGCGGAACGAAUUAAUUUCGUCUUGCGAGGCGCCACUGUAGAUUUUUCAAUUUCGUUGUUCUGUACGGGACAAUGACAAUAAAGAUUAUCAUAUUGUAUCUGUGGGGGGUCUUUCCAGGCAGAGGAAGAACCAUUUGCUAAGGGAGGGCUGGUCAAACCAGCCCCCCAAAAUUAGGGAGUCAAACGGGGGUCUCAAGUCUCCUAUUUUUUUCCCCUCCUGCCAGGUCAGGUCCAGAAAUCCGAGGGGAAGCUUCCUCCCAUCAACCGCUACUUGAUCCUGUCCGGCGGAGCCCAGCGGGGCACCGUCCACGUCGAUCCUGGCACCCUGUGCCCUCUUUCUGCCGGGGGCGACUACGACGCCGACUUCACCCUCCUGGUGCCCGUCCUGAGCGCCGCCGGGGUCCCCGUCACCUUGGACAUGAAGCAGAGCCCCCCGGGCCACGCGCAGAUCAGCCUCCAACCCUUCGGCCCCGAGACACUGACCCGCUGGGCGGACUGUUGCUCGGGCGACGAGGCCCACCUGUCGGCCGAGCUGGUUUGUGAGUGGCUCUCGUGCUCCUUCCCUGCCGACGAGGACGUCCGGGUCGUGCGGCGCGGCUCUGUCACCUCCCUGAUUGUCCGCGUCGGGCUUCGCCGCGUCCUCUACGACAUCCUCCCGGUUGUGGCCUUCAAGGGCUGGCCGGAAGUUGCCCAGUCGUGGUUGGCGCAAGCCCAUUUCUGGGACGGCAAAAUGACGGACGAAGAAGCAGCCGGCAGCUUUUACCUCAUACCAUCCGUGUCCUGCGGUGCCUGGCGCCUGGCCUUUUCGGCCAGCGAGCUGCACCUCCGCCGGAUCCUGUCCCCGCCCCUUCUCCGCGCCCUCCGGGCCGCCAUGGCCAUGCUGGGCUGCGACCUGCGCGGAGGCCUGGGGCCCUACCACCUCUUCACCUUGGCGUUGUGGUCGUGCGAGCGGCUGCCGUCCAGCUACCUCGGCCGGGACGAGAACGCGGCGCACGCCUUGCUGGGCCUCUUGGACGACCUCUCCGCCGGCUUGGCGCACCGGCGCCUCCCCAGCUACUUCCUGCCGCAGUGGAACCUUCUGGAAGGGCUCGCUCGGCCGGCCCUUGAAGGCCUGGCCCGGGAGGUCGCCUGGGUGAGGGCCGACCCGUGUCGGUUCCUCCGGCGAGCCGUGGAGGGCGCCAAGGAAGCCAAACGGUUGGCCAAGGCCUUCAGGGAGCGGGUUGCGUGCUCCGCGGUGCCGUGACCCCUUCCACGGAACGGGCACUUUGGCUUCAGGUAGAAAAAUGGUGCCAACGAUGGCCGCCUUCGCCCAUUGGUGAAUCAAUCAUGGCUUCCCCCCAAAGCAGCCUUUCUCAACCUGUGGGUCCCCAGAGGUUGUUGGACUACGACUCCCAUCAUCCCUAGCUAGCAAGGCCAGAGCUCAGGGAUGAUGGGAGUUGUAGUCCACAGGGGACCCACAGGCUGUGAACCGCUGCCCCAAAGGAUUCUGGGAGCUGUCCGCUAUUAACGGUGUUGAGGGUUCAGAGGGGACCCCCAUUCGCCUCAUAGAGCUACAACUCAUAGAGCUACAAAUGCCAGAGGGGUUCAACAAACCGUCUCCCUUCUUUGGGAAUCGUUGCUCCGGGGUGGGAAUACAGGGGUCUCCAAGUAACUCUUGAAAACCUGUAACCAGUGCUUUUUUCUUUAAAAAAAAUGUUUAGGGGUCCCCUCCUUUUGACUCCAGAAAACCACCAUUUUAUCGUUCAAAUCGGGGGAAAUAAAUACAGUAAAUGGACAAAAGGCUGCCAUCAGAGGACAGCAAUGGAACUGGUGGUUCACUGUGCUGGAGAAGAAACUAUUUUUUUCUUAAAAAAUAGUUUCUUCUCCCAUUAUAUUCACAAAAUGUUUAGGGGUAUGCUUACCCCCAGAAAAAAGCAUUGUCCAUAACAAACUUCAGCUCCCAGAAUUCCCAAAACCACGGCAGUUUCAAUGUGGCCAAGGAGAGGUUCCUGAAUUCUCUUUCCAUGGCCUCAUUGCACCAUACCUUUAAUACAGGAUCAUACCUCUUUAAACAGCCAUGGCUCCCCCGCCGAACAUUCCCGGGAACUAUAGUAUGCUAAAUUUGCUGAGUGUUGUCUGAAGAUUCCUCUCUAAUUCCUCUCGGAUGUUUAACAAUCAAUACCUCUUCCGGGGAACUCCGGGACUUAUAACUCUGUGACGGGAAUACAGGGGUCUCUUACAACUCUUGGCCCCCUUAACAACGGCACAGACGGGGCCCUAUACGAAACUGGGCAGCUGAAUUAUUGCAACCUCUCCUGCCCACCCUUUCCCCACAUCUGUGGGGUCCUGAACUACAACUCCCACACCCUCCCAGCCCUGGCAAGCACGCCCAGUGGCCGGGGAUGACGGGAGCCGUAUGCCUGGUGUGCUAAAGGUCCCACAGAUUGAGAGGAAGGGUGCAAACCAUUGCAAUGGGGGGCAGGAAAGGGGGACGCAAAUCUAAUGGGGCAGAGCCAUAGGAUCUGGGAGACGGGACUUUGCACCCCACAACCUUCAAUUGUGCCUUAAACCGAUGUCAAAAAGUGAUGCGGUGCACCUGGGGUGCUCCUCUUGCUUUUGGGUAUGCAACUUCAGGCUGCUGUUCUACCGGUGUAGCGUCUUGCCAAAGAGAAAGGUCACAGGGUGACUCAGUGGGACUGUCUAAAAAAAUUGUAGACAGAUUUUUAGACGGAUUUCUUAUAUGGGAUGGAGGGGGGCGCUGCCAUUCGACUGUUGACGCCCCCAACCUCUGCCUAAGCACUAAAAAAAUUAGCAAAUCAACUCCCGUUUCUUUGGGGUUGGGUAAAGCCUUGGGUCAGAGACCCAAACCGUCAAGGAUUUCCAUCAAACAGCCUCCCUGCCCCACAACCUGGCGACCUCUGGGUGUGCUUUGGACUACAAUUCCCAUCAGCCUCCGCUGGCGCAGGAGGCUGGUCUGGUGGCUUAUGGGAACCGUAGUCCAAAACAGAUUGAUUUGCACCCGGCUGGCCAAGGCUGCCCUAUAACUCUCAUAAUCGCUGACCGUUGGGCAUGCUGGUCAAGGCGGGUGCGAGUUAGGAGCUCAGGAAUCAUGUCGCUAUCCCUGCGGCAAUCGCAUUUUUGGAGAAGGGUCGUUUGCAGGUGGUCAAUUUAUUAGUUAUGUUUACUAACUCCAGAGAAUCUACUCUUGAGUAAAACAACUGAACAACCCUGUUUAACGGAUAUGCCAAACACGGGUAUUCGUAGGCCAAACCUUUCGGUCAGAUUUUGUGCCGACAUCUUGAAAUCGUGGAUCUAAAAUCGAUAUCGAAGGAGGAUAAUGAGAUUUUUCGUAAAAAGUUGAAUCCACUUCGUAGGCCUUGGGAGAAAUUGUGUCUUAUAUUCAGCGGCGAUCUUUGUACACGAGGUGAAUAAUAUGCAAUAAAGGACGACUAACGUUGCCAUUCGAGCAGGG
This is a messenger RNA of Podarcis lilfordi (Lilford's wall lizard), 7378 nucleotides long. NCBI's taxonomy places the organism in Eukaryota, Metazoa, Chordata, Lepidosauria, Squamata, Lacertidae. The record is from the annotation of a GenBank genome assembly.